This is a messenger RNA of Suillus clintonianus, 636 nucleotides long. RefSeq lists its product as uncharacterized. The record is from RefSeq and is a predicted model, not a curated record. The transcript is spliced from 8 exons. NCBI's taxonomy places the organism in Eukaryota, Fungi, Basidiomycota, Agaricomycetes, Boletales, Suillaceae. Bases 1 to 636 code for a protein of 211 amino acids.
AUGUACCAGGAGCUUAGACCUAUUCGCUGCGAGACCACAUCCGCAUAUUGUCACAGUGAAGUUGGUCAAUAUGGGAAGCCCGAAAUGAUGUUACGACCAACAGUUGGGGUUGAUGCAGUCACACAGGCACAAGGUGCUUCCUUAGCAGGCAGGUCUCAGCGGGGCAUUCAAUGUCUGGAACAUCGAGAAUUCAAAGGUGACCAGGGUGUGAUCAAUGCAAAAGUGGACGAUCUGCAGCUCAAAUCUGGGUGGUCGCACAUACUUGUCGAUCUGACGCUAGACAACCUUAGAAAUCAACCAGGAUUGGCUUACACGCCAACGAAUCAUCAGUUGUAUUCUGUCCGGGAGAUGUACUACGACGCCACCAGGGCCGGAUCAGUCCCUCUCGCACAAGCCGAGAGCUCAAUCGAUGGCAUUCACGCGGAGCGUUCAGCUAGUGUCAGCGCCAUUGUUAUGCACUCUGUCCGUAUGGCUCCACAUAUCUGCCAUCAGCAUCAUGUAGUACCCUCAACGCUGAGAGAAAUUCAAAGCUCGGACUAUUAUGUUUUCAAAGGCAACGAGGGUGUGCUAAAAGAUGAAAAUGGUCGAUGCCGAAAGGUUGCGGGUUGGCGAGGGGCGUCAGGACGAGGGAAGUGA